Molecule: messenger RNA, 1122 nt
Organism: Salvelinus namaycush (lake trout)
Lineage: Eukaryota; Metazoa; Chordata; Actinopteri; Salmoniformes; Salmonidae
Product: probable G-protein coupled receptor 25
Exons: 1
Coding region: 1-1122 (373 amino acids)
Biological process (GO): immune response; G protein-coupled receptor signaling pathway
Cellular component (GO): membrane
Molecular function (GO): G protein-coupled receptor activity
Source: RefSeq, a predicted model, not a curated record
AUGUAUGAUAACGACAACUACUUCUACAGCGAUGACAAUGACACUGACCUGCUGUACAAUUACAGCUACAAUCCAACCAACCUUGGGGAGCACUCCAACUCCAGUCUUCCCCAUUCUCACAUCUACCUGCCACUGCUUUAUUUCUUCAUGUUUUUCACAGGCUUCCUGGGAAACCUCUUUGUGAUCAUGGUCAUGGGCAGCAGGGGGAAGAGGGGUGGGCGUCUAGUGGAUACAUUUGUGGUUAAUCUGGCGCUGGCGGACCUGGUGUUUGUCCUCACCCUCCCACUGUGGGCCGUCUCCUCCAGUCAGGAGGGACACUGGCCUUUUGGGAACCUCCUCUGCAAACUCAGCAGCUACAUCAUCUCCGUCAACCGCUUCUCCAACAUCUUCUUCCUGACCUGUAUGAGCGUGGACCGUUACCUGGCCGUGGUGCGCCUCAUGGACUCCCGCUUCCUGCGCAGCAGCCAGUGUGUGCGUUUCACCUGCGCCGUUGUCUGGCUGCUAUCCCUGGCUCUGGGUACCCCCUCCCUGGUGUACCGUAGCGUACGUACCUCCAACGGUGAACCCUUCUGUCUGGAGGACGAAGAGUCGUCCUUCUUCCAGGGUCUGAGCCUGACCACGGUUUUCCUGACCUUCACCCUGCCAGUGUUCAUCAUCCUCCUCUGCUACAGCUCCCUCCUGGCCCGCCUGCGCCGACACUGUGUUGCCACGGGCAACCCCCAUGCGGAAGCCCGCCGCCGCCACUCUCUCAAAAUGGUCUUCACCAUCAUCGUGGCCUUCGUGGUGUCUUGGCUUCCCUUCAACAUCUUCAAGACCCUCCUAAUUGGUUUCAGGCUGUCUGGGGCCGAUCUGAGCAAUGAGACCCAGUCUGUCCUGAGUCAGGGCCUCACUCUCUCCUGCUGCUUGGCCUUCCUCAACAGCUGCGUGAACCCGGCCAUCUACCUGCUCCUGGACCACCACUUCAGACGGCAGGCGGAAAGCCUGUUUCUGAGCUGCGUGCGGAAGCGUGGGCUGCACCAGGGCUAUGCCUCGUCCACCGACUUCUCCUACAACGGCACCUCAGAGAGCUGUGGCACAACAGCCUCCAGAACUCAUUUCCAAUCGUUCGACCAGAAAGUCUGA